AUGGCGACCGGUGAGAGGCGAUCAAAUCUCAGGUUGCUCAGGACGUCAUUGAUUCUGGACCAAGGCGACACACGCACGACUCGCCAUGGAGACUGUCUCAGACUGUGUACUUACAACGCGAGAACAGUUUCCACAGACGCUGACCUGCAUGCCCUUCUCGGAGCUGCAGAGCGUAUCAAAUUUCACGUGAUUGCUCUGCAGGAGGCCAAGUGCAGAAGGAGCGACGUACGACAGAUGAAUGACGGUACACUCGCCAUUCGUGGAGAGAAGGUUCCGUCACAAAAUGUAGGCGGCGUUGGUUUUGUUGUUCACCUAUCUGUCGUCCAUCUCGUCGAUUCUCACGAGAUCCUGUCACCUCGUCUGGCCAUUCUUCGCCUCCGCCCUCUGCGCCAAAAAUCCAUCAGUAUCAUCAACUGCUAUUCACCAACAUCAGCAGCUGAUGAAUUCUGA
Molecule: messenger RNA, 450 nt
Organism: Necator americanus (New World hookworm)
Lineage: Eukaryota; Metazoa; Nematoda; Chromadorea; Rhabditida; Ancylostomatidae
Exons: 1
Coding region: 1-450 (149 amino acids)
Source: RefSeq, a predicted model, not a curated record